Penicillium samsonianum is the source of this 168-nucleotide messenger RNA. RefSeq lists its product as uncharacterized. NCBI's taxonomy places the organism in Eukaryota, Fungi, Ascomycota, Eurotiomycetes, Eurotiales, Aspergillaceae. The record is from RefSeq and is a predicted model, not a curated record. The transcript has 2 exons. The coding region runs from base 1 to 168 and encodes 55 amino acids.
AUGGAUUCGACGGUGUACGGCGUCGUAGCUGACGGUCAGUACUUCGUUUUCUUGAAGAUCAACAAUGAUUCGCAGUGGUGCGAGCAUAUUGUUUCUGCUCACCUGAACAAUUACCAGGAGGUACUCAGAUUGCUCGUGCACAUUUUUCAUGCUGCCGCAAUCAUGUAA